AUGGACUUCAUUUCUCGAAUGGAUCUUUUUGGCACCGCCCACCCCCUUCCCUCGCCCCAACCCCACCCCCAAGACGCCCCCAUUCUCCCCUCGCUUCCCCAUCACAUAACCUCUGCCAUCCUCUUCCCUUCCCUUGGGCCAUUCUUCUCUCCCCUCCCCUACCCGGGACCAUCUUCUCUCCCCUACCCGGGACCAUCUUCUCCCCUACCCGGGACCAUCUUCUCUCCCCUACCCGGGACCAUCUUCUCUCCCCUACCCGGGACGAUCCUCUCCCACUCCCCAAGGCCAUCUUCUCCCCCCUUCCCCUCCCCCUCCCCAAGGCAAUCUUACUUCCCCCUCCCCACCAGUGGGCAAUCUGGAGAGACAUGGGAUGACCCAACGGUCUGUAAGGUCUCCUCCUUCCCCAAGGCCAUCUCCCCCCCUCCACCGGGCCAUACCUCCCCCGUUCCCCAGGGCCAUCCUUUCUUAGCUCCCCAGGGGUCCGUCUCCCCCCUCUCCCCUGGGCCAUCCUCCCCCCCCCCUUCCCUUGGGCCAUCCUCUUUCCCUCCCAGGGCCAUCCUCUCUUCCCUCCCCUCUUCCCUCCCCAAGGCUAUCUCCCCCCCCUUUCCCCCGCAGGCCAUCCUCACCGAUUCCCCUCCCCGGGCCUCCUCCUCUUAG
Molecule: messenger RNA, 657 nt
Organism: Macrobrachium nipponense
Lineage: Eukaryota; Metazoa; Arthropoda; Malacostraca; Decapoda; Palaemonidae
Exons: 1
Coding region: 1-657 (218 amino acids)
Source: RefSeq, a predicted model, not a curated record